Molecule: messenger RNA, 834 nt
Organism: Tinamus guttatus (white-throated tinamou)
Lineage: Eukaryota; Metazoa; Chordata; Aves; Tinamiformes; Tinamidae
Source: RefSeq, a predicted model, not a curated record
AUGUAUAAUUUUGGGGAGAGGGAGUGGGGUAAUUCUCCCAUCUGGCCCGGGGUUAUUGAUGCAACCUCAUUGAGCUGGGGCACCAGAGUGAAGGGCUUUAUUGCCUGUUUUGCAAUAGGCUGCCUGUGCUCUAUCUUGGGCAGCUGUCUGCUAUGGAUACCAAGGAAAGGAUUGAUUCUUUUUGCAGUGUUUUACACGUUGGGGAAUAUAUCAUCUAUUGGGAGCACUGCUUUCCUCAUGGGACCAAUGAGGCAACUGAAAAAGAUGUUUGAGCCUACUCGUUUGAUUGCUACUGUUGUUAUGCUAUUGUGCCUUAUACUAACACUGUGUUCUGCUUUUUGGUGGCACAAUGCAGGACUGGCACUUCUUUUCUGCAUUUUGCAGUUUUUUGCCCUGGCAUGGUACAGCAUUUCCUUCAUACCAUUUGCAAGGGAUGCUGUGAAGAAAUGUCUUUCAGUCUGUCUGACCUAAGAGGAAUACUGGAUGCUUCACAAAGUUCUUGGAAGGAUAGCAGAACUAUGUUAAGAUCACUGUGUAUGUGUUUUCCUACUUCUGUCUUAACCACGUGCCUUUUGGCUUCUUGUUGGAGGUUCACUGUCUUAAAUCCAGUGUGUGCAGUUAUUUGUUUUUGUAAGCAAUGAUGCCUGUAGGACAGGGUGCUUGUGUGAUUUAAAUGAAGUUCAGUCUGGCAGAAGAACUGGGCAGAAUGUAAUGUGAUAAUUUGUAUGUAAAAUCAUGCAUUUGUUUGGUUUUGCAAAAUAAGUGCAGAAAGUGGUGGGAUGAAGUCUGUAAAGCAGAGUCUGUCCUUGCUUCUGGGACUAAGCCAGUUUGGAG